Messenger RNA from Phaeoacremonium minimum UCRPA7, 909 nucleotides. RefSeq names its product putative surf4 family protein. Bases 1 to 909 code for a protein of 302 amino acids. Lineage: Eukaryota; Fungi; Ascomycota; Sordariomycetes; Togniniales; Togniniaceae. Gene Ontology annotation, biological process: Golgi organization. The record is from RefSeq and is a predicted model, not a curated record. The transcript has 4 exons. Gene Ontology annotation, cellular component: endoplasmic reticulum; membrane; endoplasmic reticulum-Golgi intermediate compartment.
AUGGCGCAAUUGCGAGGACCUUCGCAGAGCUACGGCCUCGGCGCCGGCAAUCCCUUCGCUGGGCAGAAUGACGAUCGCACAGAGUCCAGCCCCCUCGACACGAUCCGGGAGCAGACGAGCAAGAUUGAGGACAUGCUGGACACUGUCAGCGAACCCAUCAAGCCCUAUCUUCCGGCUAUUGGCCGCUUCCUCAUUGUCGUGACAUUCCUCGAGGAUGCCCUCAGAAUAAUAACACAAUGGAGCGACCAGCUCACCUAUCUGCACGAUUACCGCCACAUCCCCAGCGGCCUCACGCACCUCUUCCUCAUCGUCAACGUCAUUGCCAUGGCCACCUGCUCCACGCUCGUCAUCAUCCGCAAACACUCCGAGUACGCCGUCGGCGGCCUGAUCGGCGUCGUCAUCACCCAGGCCCUCGGCUACGGCCUCAUCUUCGACCUCAACUUCUUCCUCCGCAACCUGUCCGUCAUGGGCGGGCUCCUCAUGGUCCUGUCCGACUCCUGGGUGCGCAAGACCAAGGCCUUCGCCGGCCUGCCGCAGCUCGAGGAGAAGGACCGCAAGAUGUACUUCCAGCUGGCCGGCCGCGUCCUGCUCAUCUUCCUCUUCAUCGGCUUCGUCUUCAGCGGCUCGUGGUCCAUCUGGAGGGUCAUCGUCUCCAUUCUGGGCUUCAUCGCCUGCGUCAUGGUCGUGGUGGGCUUCAAGGCCAAGUUCAGCGCUAUUCUGCUGGUUGUCAUCCUGAGCAUCUUCAACAUCCUGGUGAACAACUUCUGGACUCUCCACGAGCACCACCCCCACAAGGACUUCGCCAAGUACGACUUCUUCCAGAUCCUCUCCAUUGUCGGUGGCCUCCUGCUGCUCGUUAACAGCGGCCCCGGCCAGUUCAGCAUCGACGAGAAGAAGAAGGUUUACUAG